UUAAGAACAGCUGUUCGCUCUCUUCCCGACCAUCUCAGACUCCGAUCAUGGAAGGGAAAUGUCAAAAUUCCGAUGUCGACGCAAAAUGCUUGCUGGCGCAGUUGAGUACCGCGAGAAAAGAGAUAAACAAUUUAAGGCAACAGAUACGUAAUCUCCGUUACGUCCAUGAUAAAGACGUCGAGAGCAUCAAACGCCUCGUCGGAUCACGCACAGCAGAGAAAAAGGCGUUCAUGUCAAAUCCAGACAUUUCAAAAACACUCCUGCCAAGCACGAGCAACGAAGUAGACGAGAGUCUCAAGUUGAAGCCCAUUGGAGUCGUGUCAACAUGGUUUCCAAACAAACGAGGAACCCCUCGACAACCUGGAAUAUGCGACAAAGCACCAGGAAAAUUAACACUCUUCAAUUCUAUCUUUACCAAUCCUGAACAUGCCUUAGACGGCCUUAAAGACUUCUCACAUAUGUGGAUACUCUUCCACUUUCAUAGGAACGAGUCAACUCAUGUACGUGCUAAAGUAGCACCACCUAGACUGAAUGGAAUUCGAACCGGAGUGUUUUCAACCAGAUCACCGCAUCGACCUUGUCCGAUAGGCCUGAGCCUUGUUAAAAUCAUAAAAAUAGUGAAUUGCACUAUUCUCUUUGAGGGCGUAGAUAUGGUAGACCAAACCCCAGUGUUGGACAUCAAACCUUAUAUACCGCAGUACGACAACCCGUUGUAUGUUGAAAAGUACAGCAGUAGAGAAUUGGAGGGAAGUGGUUUGCCAGAUAGAGAAUCACGGGGUAAUAUUGAUGAAAGGACAAAUCUGAACUUUGAUUCAAGUGAACGAUUGAGCGUGCAAAGUCUUGUCGCAUCUGAACCGAGCAAUGGCAUGAGAACUACGUUACACGAAUCGUAUUAUACUAGUACUGACGGUGCAGCUCAUGGCAUAGAUAUUUCUAGAGAUGAGGAAAUCGCCCUCAGAUUACAGGCGGAAGAGUUUGACGGACACUCGGAAUUUAGCAACUAUUUAGAAGCUAGAAACUGUCACCGACCAGUUGAUAGGAAUUUAGAUAUUGUUACAGGAUUUGAUAAUAGUAGAAGCGUCACACUUGGUACCGGCAACUUGGAUGGGAACAGAGAGAUGUCUAACGGGUUAAAUACGGACCUGGGUUCAUUUGACGAACGAGAAUUAUUAAGUCCAGAAAUUUCUCUACAAAAUACUGUAGACUCUAUGCAAAAUUCUACACAUACUUCCCGGAAUGGUGGAAUCAUGCCCAGAGCUUUAGAAUUGCACAAUGAAAAUACAGUGUAUAAUAUACAACAUAUUGACCUCAAUCCUCAAGCUAAUAGAACAAUGUCGUUCAAUUCGAGAAAUGUGGAGGUCAACAAUCCCAGUGAUCAAAUAUCAAGAAAUACUAGGCUGCUAGACGGUGCGGAUGGAAUAAGUACUGACUUAGAUUUAAUUGACCUGCGUGCAGCGAAUUCGAGGCUUGAUAAUUCUCCGAUUCGAAUGGGUAUUCGAGAAGCGCCUGAUGGGGAGGAAGGUUUCACGUCGCAAACUUUGUCAAAUAUACAAGGUGUAGCAGGAUCCGCAGUUUCUCAGAAUGUUGGAAAUGGUCAGAACAUCAGAAUCGAAAGUAGAGGCCACAUGAACUUGGGGCAGGAAGAAAAUUCUUCUAAUGUAAGGAUACCAGAUUGGAUAUCGAGACCGUGUGUAUCGGCGUUAACUGUAACAUUUAAUGAACGAGCUUUAGUACAGUUGAACGAAAUUCUAGGAGACAAAGCAGACCAGCAAAAACAUGCUAUAGAAAAUGUUUUAUGUCAAGACCCUAGAUCGGUUUACUUGAGGCAACGGUGGGCCAAUCAGUUUUACACGUUUUUAAUUCACGAAUUACAUAUCAGUUGUAGAUUUGACGAUAACAGACAUAUUGUUACAGUUUUUCAAAUCCGUCAUGCUGGCAGGAUGUGCGAAUGUGGAGAGCCAGAGUGGCAGUGUUUAGGGCAUUCCCCCCUUACGUAAUAGCUUUUAUAUUUAUGAUGCACAGUUUGUAACGUUUGUGCUGCUCUUUAGUUUUAGCUAUGAAUACACAAGCCCUGCUAAUGUUGAAUAGUGAAUGUAUCGCUGUGUGCGGGCAUUGUAGUCCAAUUUGAAAAUUAUUGUACUUGAUGUACUAGAACGUCAAAAAAAAAAUACCGUAACAUUCACAGCUGUCCAUUAUAACGAAAGAAAUCAAUCAAAUAUCAGUUUGAAUUAACGCCAUGAGUUUUUUCACGAAAGAAAUAUGCUAUAAUGAAUCGGAUAUAUGCGGUGAUUUGUUUAAUGAAGAAAUAAGUGUGCUUAGAAUUGCAGUCGUAGAUCAAAUUCUACUUUGCACGCAGAAUAAGUCCCGAAUAUAUUAAACAACUUGAAUUUUCUAUCAAUAGAUUAUAUGUUGUUUUAUUAUGUGUUACCAGGAAAAUAUGAAAAAUAUUUUCCUUCUAUGAUGUUACUUACAUACAGGGGACUGCAUUUUAAUAUUACGUUUUUGUAUUUCAUCAAAGUUUACGUUAAAAAAGUACUCGUUCGAUAGUUCGAGGUGAUAUUAUGUCAAUUUUCAGUCAAAUUCUAUCAUGAUUUUUUUAAGUGUAACCUAUUACCUUCAAAAUUUUAUUUUAUAUAUGAAACCCUGGUAUAUAUACGUAUAUUAUCUAUUAUAUUAUACAGGCAACUAUGAAGUAAUUUCUGCAAUUAAUUACGAGCCAAAGUUCCUAUAGGUUUACUUUAAUGUGUUUGCACGUUAUUCUUUUGUAUCUACUUAAUCAGUAGAUAAGAUAAUCUUAAAGUUUAGUAAUAAUGCACAGGUCGCAACGUUGAAAAAAGUGGCAAAAAUGUUUUCCGUAAUGAAUAUAUGAUUAAUGCACGUCUAAAAAUAAUCUCAAAUGAUCAAUAGUUUAAUAUAGUAAUAUCAAGCUUUUGUAGAAAACGUUAAUCCGUUUUUAACAAUGCGCCAAACAAAUGGCUUCAGAAAUAAAUAACAU
Diprion similis is the source of this 2995-nucleotide messenger RNA. RefSeq names its product tRNA (adenine(37)-N6)-methyltransferase. The record is from RefSeq and is a predicted model, not a curated record. Bases 48 to 1997 code for a protein of 649 amino acids. The transcript is spliced from 3 exons. Lineage: Eukaryota; Metazoa; Arthropoda; Insecta; Hymenoptera; Diprionidae.